AUGCCCUACAAGAUCGAGAAGGCCAAGUCGGGGCGGGCCAAGUGCCAGGGCUGCAAGGAGACGAUUGACGAGGGCGAGCUGCGGAUGGGGAGCGAGUACGAGGUGGGCGACCGGACCUCCAUCAAAUGGAAGCACUGGGGCUGCGUGACGGCCAAGCAACUGGAGAACAUCGGCAACGCAGACAACCUGCAGGGCUAUGACGAGCUGGAGGAGGCGGACCAGGAAGCCGUGGACAACACGUUUGACAACCCGCCUGAGAAGCAGCCCCGCCAGAAGAAGAAGAAAGCGGAGGAGGAGGAGGAGGGGGAGGCUCCCAAGCCCAAGAAGAAGAAGGCGGCUGCCGCGGCUGGCAAGAAGAAGGCGGCUGGCGGGAAGAAGAAGAAGAAGGAAGAGGAGGAGGAGGCCGAGGAGGAGGCUGGGGAGGGGGAGGAGGAGCUGCCUGAGGAGGAGCCGGAGCUGGAGCCUGAGGCAGUUGAGGAGGAGGAGGAGGAAGAGGCAGAGCCCGAGCCCGCCCCCAAGCCCAAGGCCAAGAAGAAGAAGGGCAAGAAGUGA
Messenger RNA from Chlorella variabilis, 552 nucleotides. RefSeq lists its product as hypothetical. The record is from RefSeq and is a predicted model, not a curated record. Lineage: Eukaryota; Viridiplantae; Chlorophyta; Trebouxiophyceae; Chlorellales; Chlorellaceae. Gene Ontology annotation, molecular function: zinc ion binding; DNA binding. The coding region runs from base 1 to 552 and encodes 183 amino acids. The transcript has 8 exons.